UAGUUUCAGUCUUCUCCUAUAGAACAUGAUGCCAGUUUUGUAAAUAAUGUAUAUGGGUUGUCACCAAUGUGACUGACAGCUGAUGAUGGUUGCAGGUUCAAAUACUGGUUCCAGUCAAACUGUAAAUCUGAAGUCUUCACAACACUCAAACACACAGCCUGGUUUCUUCUUCAUUGUGCAUUUGAAGGCUCAUAUAUAGCAGCGAACUUUCCUCCGUUGCAUCAUCACCCAGCUUUUGUCUUAAUGUGCCGAGCUGUUGUGAUAUUGCUCUGAGGAAGGACGGAGGGGGAGACUCAAAUCAACAUCUGCUCCCACACCUGUGUCCCCACCCAUCACUGAAAUGCUGAGUGUUCAAAGUUUACUGGUCAAAUAUUGCUUUUGCAUAAUUUAGUAUCUGUGCAUUUGUGCACAGGAGGAGUUGAAUCACAUCAAUGUAUAAGAAUCCAACAGAGUGGAUGCCAUAACGGUCAUUUAGUCGUGGCGAGCUAUUUGCUUUGAGGCUGUGGCACAGGACAACAAAUGGGAAAAGGGGAAACACUGGGGGAUAAUUAGCCUUUUAUCAAGCUCGUUUUAACACUUUUAACGUGGCACUUUGACAGAGGGAGAGAGAUACACUGUGAUAAUGAGGAUGAAUUAUGUAGAAAUAAUGGUGAAUGAUCAACAUCCUUGAUGCACAGCAGAAUUCACUGUAGGGUACACAUUACCCUCAUCCUCAUCAGGGUGCACUUGCUCGCCCUCCUGCUUUCUCGCUUGGAAAUAAAAAAAAAACAAAAAACUGGCUCACUGUGAUGCAGCACGCGCUCGUUCAUUCAUCCACCAGCUCACUCAGCAGAGAGAGGGGACACUAACAGCUACCGUUCAACCACAUUGAUGUCAUUUCUUAAACAGCCACUUCAAGGAGCACGCGGUGUGUUGAAAGGAAUGUCAAACGGAAUGUAGAAAUCCACAUUUUGCGUUUAACCUCUGGAUAUAGCUCUGCGCGCGCGCGCGCACGGACACGCGCCCCGGGAAGGACAGACAGGUGGAGAAGAAAAUAGCAAAAAGAAGGCAGUGAUGCAACAUUACGGAUGCAAACUGUUGUGAAACACACAAACAAACAAACAAACAGACGACAACCCCCUCUUUGUAUUUGCGCCGAAUUCGCUGCAGCAACUUGUCACCGCAGAGCGCACGGAUCUGGCGCGGAUGUUGCUGGAUGAUCUUCACCCGAAACAAAGUUGCGGACGGCGGACUUGAAGUUGGAGCAGCGCCUUAAAGAAAGCUCUCGCUGAUGGAUUUAGUCGUAUCGCGAAACAUGAGAUAUUUGUUCAGUCGCAGGUCUCGCAACAUCGGAAGAGUUUAGUUGUUCUCGCACCGUUUGGUCCCCAUCGCAGAAUCGGUCUGGAGAGGAUGAGGAGUCUCUGGGUGCAGCAUGAGCUGUCAGAGGAUCAGUCAUAAGCGGCUGUCUCUGCUAUGGGAGGGGGCCGCUCUCUGCCUGUGGCUGUGCUGCUGCUGCUGGAUCUCUGGACCCGCAGCCGCAGCCCCGGGCUCCCUGGACUGGCUGCUGUCGGAUAAAGGGCCAUUCCACCAAUCUCAGGAGUUCACGGAGGCUGCGGAGAGAUACCAGCAUGGAUUCAGCACCAGAUACAAGAUCUACAGGGAGUUUGGUCGAUGGAAGGUCAACAGUCUGGCAGUGGAGAAGCGGAACAGUUUUGGUGGCAGCAGUGGUUUGGCUCUGCUCCUCGACCCUGACUUCAUGCACACCAUCCGGCAGCUGGGGCGGCGGCCAACCCUCCAGGCGAUUACGGAGAGUCUAAUCAAGAAAUAUGGCACCCACCUCCUCCUUUCUGCCACUCUGGGAGGGGAGGAGUCCUUGACCAUAUUUGUGGACAAGAAGCAGCUCAGUCAGGAGUCUUUGUCCUCGGGGGCCGAGGGCAACCAGAGCAGCAACAGGAACUCGAGCACGUCAGGAACAGUGACGCUGGAAGCCCUUCACCAACUGGCUGCUUCCUACUUCACUGACAGAGAGAGCACUCUGCGCAAGCUGCACCACCUACAGAUCGCAUCCACCGCUGUACGGGUGACAGAAACCAGAACUGGGCCUCUCGGAUGCAGCAACUAUGACAAUCUGGACACAGUCAGCUCUGUCCUGGUUCACAGUCCCGAAAAUAAAGUUAAUUUACAAGGAUUGCAGGUCAUCCUACCCAAGUAUUUACAAAGCCACUUCAUUCAGGCAGCUCUCAGCUACAUUGGCUGUAAAUCCGAAGGACAAUUUGUUUGCCAGAACAGCGACUGCUGGUGUGAGUGCAGCGUGGACUUCCCUCAGUGCAACUGUCCUCACUCUGACCUGGCCACGCUGCAGAAAACCCUGCUGCACAUCAGAGACUCGUGGAUGCUAAGCAACCAGGAGUUUGAGGGAUCUGAUGAAUUCCAACGCUUUGUUGGGAAACUGCCAACCCAGUAUGGUCUAAACACAUCUGCCGUGGAACACUUGUGGAGGACAGAUGCCAGGCUGCUCCAGCGCUACAGGCAGCUGGAGACUCGGAGCAACCAGCUUUUCACCAAAGCUCGCCGCACCAAUAACAAGCUCUUCAGCCUCAGCAAGAGGUGCCGGAAACAGCCCAGAAUAGUCCUGCAGAGGCCAAGAUCUCUGCACUUCUGGUUGAACUACGCCCUCUCAAUUUUAUACUGCAGUGAGAACAACCAGGUUGGCAUUUACAGUGACGAAAGCUAUAGCUGCUCCUGCCUCUACAACCACCCUCCAUGCCAGGGCAUCAUUCCCUGCUUUGUGGGCGAAGGUGUACGCUGUGCCUCCUGUUCCACAGAGAACCGGACACGAUGCUCCAGCUGUAACCCGGGCUUCACCCUGACCCAGGGAGUCUGCCGGCCCGCAGUGCCCGACCCCACAGACCCUUACCUGGGCUUAGAGAGCGACAGAGACCUGCAGGAUCUCGAGCUGCGCUACCUGCUUCAGCAGCAAGACCCACGCCUUUCUUUGCAUGCUGUAUUUGUGAGCAAUGACGUGCGCAUCAACACAUGGUUUGACCCGUCCUGGAGAAAAAGAAUGUUGCUCACCCUCAAGAGCAACCGGGUAAAGUCCAAUCGUGUUCAUAUUCUUCUUGGAAUCUCUCUCCAGUUUUGCCUCACUCGGAACAGCACUCUGGAGCCAGCGCUGUCUCUCUUUGUCAACCCCUUCGGGGGGAGCCAUUCAGAGAGCUGGACCAUGCCUAUCGGCCAACAUGGAUACCCAGACUGGGAGCGGACCAAGCUGGAUAUCCCUUUGGACUGCUUUAAUUGGACGUUAACUCUGGGAAACGGAUGGAAGAGCUUUUUUGAGACUGUUCAUUUCUACCUGAGGAGUCGUUUGAGAGACUCUGUUGGGGUGACGGGAGGGACCAAAAACACAACGGUGUACUAUGAGCCCCUGGAAGAGACGGAGCCAUCCAGCAACGUCGGCUACAUGAAAAUUAACAGCAUGCAGCUGUUUGGAUACAGUGUGCACUUUGACCCGGAGGCAAUCCAGGACCUGAUCCUGCAGAUCGACUACCCGUACACUCAGGGAUCACAGGACUCGGCCCUGCUGCAGCUGGUGGAGCUGCGCCACAGGGUGAACCGCCUCUCGCCUCCAGGGGGUUCGCACAUGGACCUGUUCGCCUGUCUGCUCCGUCAUAGACUCAAACUGUCCACGGCAGAUGUGACCAGGAUACUCACUGCCCUGCAAGCUUUCAGUGUCAGACAACCAAACUACGUGGAGUACGAGGCAAAUAAACUGUGUAGCUAAUGGCCACUGUUUGAUGUUUUCUACGAAUUUCCUUGCCACAGAUAAACCUGUAUCCUCUGUCAGUUGGAUCCAUUUGUGUCAAGUGUGUAGAAUGAUAUUGAAAGCUAUGCUGUACAUACUGUACACUGUGUGCAAUUAAAUUUGAUGUUUUCAUAAUUUUAGUGUAGUUUUUUUUAUUAUUAUUAUUUAAAUUAAGAUUUAACGGCCAACAUAUUCCUACACGAGCAAUAAUCAAGUGGCAAAAAAGCCAAACUGUGCCCAUAUUUACUACAUGAUUGAUUUAAAACAAGAUGGAGCAUUACCACAUGAAAUACCAUCUAAAUAUCCCCCAGUACUCUGCAUUUUUAAUUGGUAUACAACAAAGAACAAUCAAAUAACUGUACUAUUAACUUGCAGUCUCCGCAAUUUUUUUAUUGCAUUGUUUCAAAUUACAACUUCGAUUGGAAAAUGAUCAAUUGCUCAGCGCUGGUGCACACACAGUCAGAGGAGAAUGGCUUUCUCUGUUAGUAAAACUGGAGGAUUGCCUCCAGCUGGAGACUUUGAACUACUUUUGGUCCCCUGCCAUGCACCUUUAUACUCGUUGUGUCUAUUGCUGUUGUUAAAGUUGAACUCUUGAACUCUUAAUUAUGACAUGGGAAGUCAUGUCAGGACAUGCUGACGUCAGAGCUUUCAGAAAGGCUGCAGUUAACUGGUCGUGAAUGUGACGGGGAGUGUUCAGAUAAACUCAUCUCAUUAACGUGGUAAACAACGCCAUUUGAAUGCAACAGGCAGACUGGCCACUCAGACAGAGGCACGAUCGCACAGAGGAAACAGUGUGAUGUCCACUCCUGCUCAAGACAUCAGAACUUAUUUUUACAAAGUUAAUCUUCAGGAAGUUGAACGUUGCAUAUUUGAAAGAUCCUCAGUUUAUUUUUCAGUGUGGUUAUAAUGUGAAUGUGACUAACAAAUGGAUUGUUAGUGUUAAAUUUUCUAUUUACAUCUUAAAACUGUGACAUACAUGGAAAUUGCCCGAGUCUUUAUCUUAGAUGUUUUCGUUGAUCUCACUGGAGAGUCAUAGUGGUGUGUGCUGUGUUGUUUUUGCCCAUCUGGAGCCUCCGAACACAAGGUCUCCAUUCUCUGUUGAGGGAACAGCCUUGGCAGAGAUUACUAAGUAUAUAGUGAGAAAAGGGAGGGUCGGGAGGAGCCUUCCUCUGUUCCUCUGUCGUCCCCAUCCGCCAUUCACACUUACUGUGAUAGAUGAGCUGGGGAACUGCAGGGACAUGCUUAGCAUCACACAACAGUAAGCUAGAUUUUAGGGACAAGGAUCCUACUCUCUCCCAGCGCCAGAGCAAGUUGAGCCCUCACAAGAGUGACUCUGACUUAAAGGGAAAUCAGCUUUAAUCCCCCAAGGGCUGUCACCAGUGAAGCCGCAGGGAAGCAGCAUGGCAAAGCUUUGAUUAGACUAGAAUCUAAAGAGUGCAGUAGCAAAAGACCGAGCUUCAUCGAGAUUCAUCAGACACGUUCCUCGGCAGAUUAAAGCCGGACACGAUUUGCUCUGAUGUUAUCGCGCAGAAUGAAUGUGAAGAGGUUAUUGAUGCAGUUUUGACUGUAUGGCGAGGUGCUGUGCAUACCACUGACCUCACCGUACCGUCAUUUAAAUGACUAUGAAAUUAAUAAUCGUGCAGUGGUAUUAAGUGUCAUGGGUUUAUGUGGCAGAGUACAGACUACAUUCAUGUCAAGCUCCCUUUUGCAUCCUCUCCUUAUGCAUUUGCUUCUGCUCUGUUUUUACUAGUUAUUUUGC
Messenger RNA from Solea solea (common sole), 5540 nucleotides. Its product is annotated as BMP/retinoic acid-inducible neural-specific protein 3-like. The record is from RefSeq and is a predicted model, not a curated record. NCBI's taxonomy places the organism in Eukaryota, Metazoa, Chordata, Actinopteri, Pleuronectiformes, Soleidae. Gene Ontology annotation, biological process: negative regulation of mitotic cell cycle; positive regulation of neuron differentiation. The transcript is spliced from 8 exons. The coding region runs from base 1412 to 3760 and encodes 782 amino acids.